AUGGCGAUGAUAGGCUUACUUGAAGUCUUCAUAGCAUUUCUUUUUUUCCUUGUAUUCCAAUGUUACUUGCUCCACAAGAAAUCUCUCGGUCAACCUAUUCUCAAGAACUGGCCUUUCCUCGGAAUGCUUCCAGGAAUGCUGCCUCAAAUUCCUCGUAUCUACGACUGGACCGUGGAGGUGCUUGAGGCCACCAAUCUAACUUUUUAUUUCAAAGGGCCAUGGCUUAGUGGAACGCACAUGUUGUUCACCGCCGAUCCGAAGAACAUCCAUCACAUACUAAGCUCAAACUUUGGGAACUACCCUAAAGGACCUGAGUUCAAGAAGAUCUUUGAUGUUUUGGGAGAAGGGAUCUUAACCGUUGAUCACGAGAUGUGGGAGGAGCUGAGGAAGUCAAAUCACACCAUCUUUCACAAUCAAGAUUUCGAGAAGCUCUCACUAAGUAGCAACACAAGCAAGUUAAAGGAAGGUCUUGUUCCUUUUCUUGAUAAUGCUGCUCAUGAAAACAUUACCAUAGACUUACAAGAUGUGUUCCAGAGGUUCAUGUUUGAUACUUCUUCCAUCUUGAUGACUGGUUUUGAUCCAAUGUCACUAUCCAUCGACUUGCCGGAAGUUGAGUUCGGUGAAGCUGCGGACACCGGUGAAGAAGCCAUCUAUUAUAGACAUUUCAAACCGGUGACGUUGUGGAGGCUUCAAAACCGGAUGGGUAUCGGACUUGAGAGGAAGAUGAGAACUUCUCUGGAGACUGUCAAUCGUAUGUUUGCGAAGAUCAUAUCUUCAAAACGUAAAGAAGAGUUAAGCCGCGGGGAAAAAGAGCCAUCAACGGACGCGUUAACGUAUUAUAUGAAUGUGGACACGACCAAAUACAAGCUCUUGAAACCUAAUAACGAUACGUUUAUAAGAGAUGUUACUUUUAGUCUAUUGUUAGCAGGAAGAGACACCACAAGCUCAGCUCUCACUUGGUUCUUCUGGCUUCUCUCUAAGCAUCCUCAAGUAAUGGCCAAGAUCCGACAUGAGAUCAAGACAAAGUUUGAUCCUACAGAUCUAGAGAAGCUCGUGUAUCUGCAUGCUGCCUUGAACGAAUCAAUGAGACUCUAUCCACCACUUCCCUUCAACCACAAGUCUCCAGCCAAGCAAGAUGAGCUUCCAAGCGGGCACAGAGUCGAACCAGAUUCAAAGAUCGUGAUAUGUAUUUACGCAUUGGGGAGGAUGAAAUCUGUAUGGGGAGAAGACGCAUUGGAUUUCAAGCCAGAGAGAUGGAUUGCAGAGAAUGGAGGGUUUAGAAGUGAGCCUUCAUACAAGUUCAUGGCUUUUAAUGCUGGCCCAAGAACUUGCUUAGGUAAACAUUUGGCUUUCUUGCAGAUGAAGAUAGUAGCUGUUGAGAUCAUACGAAACUAUGACUUUAAGGUCAUUGAAGGUCUCAAGAUCGAAGCAAUCCCUUCUAUCGUUCUACGUAUGAAGAAUGGUCUUAAAGUGAAAGUCACUAAGAAGAUAUGA
Messenger RNA from Microthlaspi erraticum, 1494 nucleotides. Lineage: Eukaryota; Viridiplantae; Streptophyta; Magnoliopsida; Brassicales; Brassicaceae. The record is from the annotation of a GenBank genome assembly.